Molecule: messenger RNA, 1960 nt
Organism: Centropristis striata (black sea bass)
Lineage: Eukaryota; Metazoa; Chordata; Actinopteri; Perciformes; Serranidae
Gene: ei24
Product: EI24 autophagy associated transmembrane protein
Exons: 11
Coding region: 216-1238 (340 amino acids)
Biological process (GO): macroautophagy
Cellular component (GO): endoplasmic reticulum
Source: RefSeq, a predicted model, not a curated record
UAUGUUUUCCACGGCCCUGGCUGCUGGCAGAGACUGUUUGGUGUUGUUGUUGUUGUCACAUUAAAGGGGCAAAAGAAAGAAUCAGUGGAAGUUAAUAUAACCCCGAGGCUGACGCAUGAGGUUACUGGGUGAGCCCCUCCCUGCCAUGAGAGCUGACCACCAGGUCACCAGCCCCCCCUCCUUCUGCAGUUGAUGGAUCUGCAGCUGGUCCAGAGAUGACAGACAGCGUCAGGGCCUUCCUCCGCAAUGUUGCGACGGGGAUCAAGGACUCCAUAUUGGGGAUUGGAACAAUCUCCAAGCUGGAUGCCCGCAUCCAGCAGAAAAGGGAGGAGCAGCGGAGGAGAAGGGCCAGCGGGGCCCUGGCACAGAGACGGGCCCAGAGUGAGGAGCGCAAACCAGACAAUGAUCCUAAAGUAGCCAGCAGGAUUUUUCAGUGCUGUGCCUGGAAUGGAGGAGUGUUCUGGCUCAGUCUGUUUCUCUUCUACCGGGUGUUUAUCCCACUGCUGCAGACUCUCACAGCAAAAAUCAUCGGUGACCCCUCCCUCCAUGGCAGUGUGUGGUCCUGGUUAGAGUUCAUCCUGACCUCCGUCUUCAGCGCUCUCUGGGUUCUCCCUCUCUUCGUCCUCAGCAAGAUAGUCAACGCCAUCUGGUUCCAGGAUAUAGCUGACCUAGCAUUUGAAGUGUCUGGAUGUAAAGCGCAGCCGUUCCCCAGCGUCAGUAAGAUCAUCGCAGACAUGCUCUUUAACCUGCUUCUCCAGGCGCUCUUUCUCAUCCAGGGGAUGAUUGUUAGCCUCUUCCCCAUUGAUGCCAUUGGACAGAUGGUUAGCCUCCUCCACAUGUCUCUGCUCUACUCCCUCUACUGCUUUGAGUAUCGCUGGUUCAACCAUGGCAUCGAGAUGCACCAACGGCUGUCCAACAUUGAGAGGAACUGGCCCUAUUACUUUGGCUUUGGUCUGCCCAUGGCUCUGCUGACCGCCCUGCCCUCCUCAUACAUCAUCAGCGGCUGCUUGUUUUCCAUCCUCUUCCCUCUGUUCAUCAUCAGCGCUAACGAGGCCAAGACGCCAACAAAGCUGUACCACUUCCAGCUGCGUCUCUUCUCCCUGGUUGUGCUAAUCAGCAACAAGCUUUUCCACAAGACGGUCCACCUGCAGUCCUCCCUGACGUCCUCCACCUCCUCCGAGAGGCUCUCCUCCCCCCACACCUCCCCCACCCGCCACAGACCCCUACCCACCCAAUGAUGAAUCAACAUGAAGGAGACAGGGAAAAAAAGCAGUUUUACGAGUGGCUUUACUCAAAUGCGAGAGAGCAAUUUUCCUGACAGAAGAUGAAGAUGAUAAGUGGUUUUAGGACAAAAGGGGUUUUACAUGUUUUUAUCUGAUCUCUGUCCCACCAAACACAUUUAAGUGUGACACAAAAAUCGACUGCCCUGUGCCUCACACUCAAACACAUUAUAUACUCGGCUCUCGACUUGUUUUCUUUUUUCUUUCAUUGUUUUUUUUGUUGUUUUUUUUGUAUAAUGUGCCAUUUGAGUGACUCUCCUUUAAUAAAAGACAGCACAAGAAAUCAUGUAGUUUAAAUAUGUUGAACUUGUGACGAGAGGGAUUUUUUUUUGCAGAAGGAGCUUGUUUGUUUGCAUUUAGAAGCGAAGCACAGUCUUGUUUUACCUACAAUAUGUUUUCUUGAUGUUGCAAGUCACAUUCCUUCCUCACAGGUUGAAUGUUUUGUUGCACAUGGAUAUGUUUUUCUGUCAGAUAAUGGUGUCCCAGCAGUUCCACCAAUAACCUUGUAUAGUAAAAAGGGGAGGCUGAUUUUUUGUUUUUUUUACCCUGUAAGAGCUUUGUUUCAGUAGAAAACACAAAUGAGUUCUGGAGCUGCUAUAAAAAAAUAUUGGUUACCUUAAUGGAAACCAAACCAUGUCACUCUUGUUGUGUGUUAACUAAAGGUUAGCUUGGUGUCUCAC